UGCUCAUCAGUCGAGAUGCUGAUAAUAUUCUACUGCUUUAUUCUCUCUCUUCUGUCAUCAUUAUUCUACAGCACUGCUCAUCUUCACACAUCAACACCAAAUCACAAGAUGAUCACAAUAUCCUGCGCUUUCUUCACUCUUCUGACCUGUGUCGGUGGAGUGACUGUAGUGACUCAGAGUCCAUUAAUCACAGUCAGUAAAGGAGAAACAGCUCAACUGGACUGUAAUCUGGGGACAGUAACUAAUGUUGCUGGAUGGUACAAACAGACUCCAGCAGGAGUUCCUCAGUUUGUGUUAGUGUUUUAUCAUGGCUGGAGCUCACCUACAUAUGGAUCUGGUUUCUCUGCUCCUAAAUUCACAUCAACACAUUCAUCUCAGUCAGAUUAUCGUCUGAUCAUCAGUAAUGUGGAUGUGGAUGAUUCUGCAGUGUAUUACUGUCAGACAUAUGACAGCUCUGUUAGUGAGGGGGUAUUCGGACAAGGAACAAAACUCAUUGUGAACGAUGCAGCAGCUGCUGCUCCUGAGCUGAACAUCCUCCGUCCAUCCAGAGAAGAGCUGAGCUCCAGUAAAGUCACUCUGGUGUGUCUGAUCAGUCACAUGUCUGGGGCUUUUGCUGAUGUGCGUUGGCUUGUGAACGGGAACUCAGUUACUGAAGGCGUCUUCACUGGAUCUGCUGAACAGCAGCCUGAUAAGAAGUUCAAGACGAGCAGUUAUUUAAGCAUUGAGAGCUCAGAGUGGGACAAAGACACACAGCUGACAUGUGAAGCGACUGCUGCCUCAAAAACCUCCAGAAAAAGCAUCAAGAAAUCUGACUGCAGCGACUGAACUGCUUGAUUUAUGUGAGAGUAAUUCAGUCUGUUUGCGUAGAGUAGAAGAAAACAUGGAUAGAAUCUAGCAAAAAUAAAGAAAGUAUUGGUUGCUUCAUUCUCUGAAUGUCAUUUUAUGUUUGAAUGUACAUUAUUGUGCUUUAUAAACUCAAAUAAACUGCAUGUUAAUCAAA
Onychostoma macrolepis is the source of this 1000-nucleotide messenger RNA. RefSeq names its product immunoglobulin lambda-1 light chain-like. The record is from RefSeq and is a predicted model, not a curated record. Lineage: Eukaryota; Metazoa; Chordata; Actinopteri; Cypriniformes; Cyprinidae. The transcript has 5 exons. Bases 16 to 825 code for a protein of 269 amino acids.